AAGCGGCACAUAGUGACAGAAAUCGAAUGUUUUCUAUUUUAUUAUAAAUAUCUGUUAUUUAUUAGAUAAAUUCAAAAAUUAAAAAGAUUAAUAAUCGCUUAGUUUUGACCAACUAUAUAAUGCCUAAAUUACCUAUAUUAUCUUGAAAUUAAAUACAUUUUGAAUUAAAUGGAUUCGAGUAAAAUAAUAAGGUCAAUAUCAGCUAUGUCAAUGAACUCAGAUGAGCAGAGUGAUUAUAUUAUCCGAUUGUUAUCAAUCAUGGAAAACCAAAAUAAUGAAUUAGUGGUGGGAAUGCCAGCAUUGCCCGCAUUAUCUGUAGUGAAAGAGGAGCCUACAGAGCCAAACAAUUCUAAGCAAGACACACAACAAUCCCAAGUACAGGAUGCAAUUUGUAUCGAGGAAGAAUGCAAUGAUCAACGUAUUGAGUGUACGACUGAAAGUCAGGAAAGUGAAAUUCGUGCAUUUUUGUCAAAGUGUAUCUUUUGUAACAAGAUGUUCACCUUGGGAGAUGAUCCAAAACUUUUGGAGUGUUUACAUGCAGCUUGCGCAAUAUGUAUCAAUAAUAAAAUCAGUGACCAUAAUACAUCAGUCGAUGUAGAUAUAUUGUUAGAAAGUAACAUGAUUAUGUGUCAUGUGUGUAAUGUAACUAGCCAAGUGGAAAAUUUGAUUGAAAAUAGAUUUCUCUCAAAACUGUUGGAAGAAGAUAACGAUUUAGGAUUAGAUGACGAGACUAAAGAAACUGAAGAAAAGAAAUGUACCAGCUGUCACGAUAACAUUGUUGCUACUAGUUGGUGCAUGGAAUGUGAAGAAUUUAUUUGUCAAAAUUGUGUUAUGGCACAUCAAAGAUUGAAAAUAACCAAGGAUCAUGUAAUCAAACCUAAGGAUGAAAUAGUAAACGAUAGAGAUAAUGUUAAAAGAGGCAAUAAGAAAAUACCUGGAUAUUUGUUUUGUACAAUUCAUUCCCAUGAACAAUUAUCUUUAUUUUGUCAAACAUGCGACAAAUUAACUUGUAGAGAUUGUCAACUCAGCGAACAUCGAGAUCACAAAUAUAAAUUUAUUCAUGAAAUUGCAGCUGAAACUCGUACUUCCAUGUCAAUUUUACUUAAAGAAGUAAGUUACAAACGUGUAUUGUUGAAAAGUGCGAUGAAAGUUAUAGAAGAUAGACAAAUUCUAAUAUUAGAAAAGAAAAAAAGUCUUGUUCAAGAUAUAACACAAAUGGUAGUACAAUUAACGAAUGCUAUUAAUACAAGAGGAAAGCAAUUGGUAAUGAGAUUAAAUGAAGUAUGUGAUCAAAAGCAGAAUACAUUAAAUGAGAAAAAAGUUGCUUUAGAUCAAUUAUCCAGACUAACGGAUCACUGUAUCCUCUUUGGUACUCAUGCUUUGAAGAAAGGCUCAGAUAUGGAAUUAUUAUACAGUAAAAAGUACUUCAGAAUUCAUUUAUCACUGGAGAAAGUACCAGAUUUAAUAAAAGUAGUUUCAUCAAUUGGGGCAAUAGUUGUUGAUGGUAGAGUAUAUCCAUCUAUAUCUCCUGUAAUUGGCAACAAUAGUACGGUAACUUAUAAUGAAUCACAAACCGACCAAAAGCAAACUAAUUCGAAUGUUCAUGUGGAUAAUAUUCCUAUUGUUGUUCAACAAGCAUUACCAUCAGUAAUGGUAACACAGCAAUCUACCAGCAUGCAACAUAAUUCUUAUCAGCAACAAGCACCUGUGCAUCUAUCACAGCAGCAGCAGCAGCAGCAGCAACAACAACAACAACAACAACAACAACAAUCUCAAAACUAUAUACAACAAUAUAUCGUACCUCAUAGUAUAUCACCUCGAUCAUCGCCACAAGCGCAUCAGCGUGUGCCGUAUUCUGUUAACUACAGCAACAACAGGUUACAACAACCUCUAUUGAUACAAAGGCCAUUAGGAACUUGUCAUCAACAAGUAACAUCAUCUACACAUCCACAUCAGCAAGCGCAAAAUUUGGAUCAACUUGGACAGAGCACAAGUUUACGCGGUCUUCUCGCGCAUAAUUCUAUUCCGCCACCUCCUUAUCCAUCGUUCCGAUCAUCUACGAAUCAUGUACCAUACCGAUUUUCUCCUGGAUUUAGAUAUUCCUCAAGUAAUAAUCCUCAAAGAGUCCAAGUACCAUCAUCUCAUACAUAUCAAGCAGCAAGUACAUCUGUUGUAACAACACGUUUGCAACAAUGCAACUUAACUUCUCCAUCAACGCAACAUAUCGGAAAUUAUCCCGUCCAUCGUUGGCAUAUACCACAACAAGCGAAUCCUUGCCUUCCUUACACUUUGCCUCGACAUCAACAUGUAUCUACUUAUUCAUCACUUCCUACCAAUGAUACAUAUAAAAUUACUUUAAAAAAUCAACAGACCAGCAAUAAUCAAAAAUGUAGCACCAAUGUAAAUGCUACUUUGUGUGAUAAUCCACCUCAAUUGCAAACUUCAUCCACUGUCUCAUUAUUACAUGCUGUCAGUUCGUCAAUACCUAAAACACCUAGUCCUGUUACAACUCCUGGCAAGACGGAUGAUACUGAGAAAAGUCUAGAUAAAUUUUGUCAGAAAUCAUUAAAUGACCUAAUGCUUACUAUUGCAAAAUUAGAUAGUAAUGGGAUUUUAGUAAUACCAGAAGCUCAAAGAGGACAAAUAGAUUCGGCACAAGUAGAUAGUUCUACUGACGAGGAUAUAAAUUCAAUGGCAGAAAAUACAACAGUAGAUAAUACAAAAAGUACAACUGCUUCUAUGGUGAUAAAAGACGAUCCCAACGAAGAUUGGUGUGCUGUGUGUAUGGAUGGGGGAGAUGCAGUACUAUGUUGCGAUAAAUGUCCAAAAGUCUUCCAUCUUUAUUGUCAUAUACCUAGUUUAAAAUCAUUUCCAGAUGAGAGUGAAACUUGGCAAUGUAUGUUGUGUACAAAUGUACUUGAUUGUUCGGAUGAUAUAAUUGCACUGGAUAUAAUCAGGGAUAAAUUAAAAUCGGAUCAUAUAAAUCAUUAUACAGAUUUGAGACAAGUUAUGGCGGAUAUCCGACUCAUGUUUAAAAAUGCUUUUACAUACAAUCCCGUAGAUUCACAAGUUUAUCAGGAAGCUAGAAAUUUAGAAGAAUUUUUUGAGAAAUUGUUAUUGAAAUGGGCGCCAAAUUAUGCGUAUGAUGAUCCUUUUCUUACACCUGAUAAAGAUGAAGAUGAAGAAGUUUUUCCACCUAAUAGGAAAUAUAGACGCAUAAUUAAUGAUUAAUAGAAUAUAAAAGGGCUAUCAUGAAACACUUCGCCGAAAUUGUUGCAUCUGGCAUUAAUGUCAAUUCCAUGAUUUUAUAACUGUAAUUAGUACUAUAGUAUGCAAUAAUUUAGUAGAACACGAUAAAUAUUACAAAACAACAAAUAUGAUUAAAAAAAAAA
Messenger RNA from Pogonomyrmex barbatus (red harvester ant), 3392 nucleotides. Its product is annotated as E3 ubiquitin-protein ligase TRIM33. Gene Ontology annotation, cellular component: chromatin. Gene Ontology annotation, molecular function: ubiquitin protein ligase activity; zinc ion binding; protein binding. Lineage: Eukaryota; Metazoa; Arthropoda; Insecta; Hymenoptera; Formicidae. The record is from RefSeq and is a predicted model, not a curated record.